AUGGCGAACCCAGCCUCCCCCAAGAUUAUCUUCAAGACAUUUCGUGUCGUCAGACCACUUAACGAAGAGGAAACCAAGACACUGAACAAUAGUGCUGGGCCAGGCUUCAUCAGUCUGAAGGUUGGCGACUUCGGCUUGAUUCCAAACAUCCCAGCGAACUUCCUGGAUGGGAAUUUACGCCCACACCUAACUGUCCAGCUGCUGCGUCAUGAUGCAACUGGUGCUGUAGCCCGGCUAGACACGCACUGGCCCAACGGAAGAUGUCGAGUUCCCAAAUCCAUCGUUGAGAUAGGAGCAUAUUUUCGAGAAAAUGUUGAGCUCAUCGAUGAGAACAACUUGCCGAACUCAUCUCUCAAACUACAGCUGUCUCCCAACAUGCCCCUGCAGAAAUUCCUGGAGAGCUUUCUGGCAUCGCUUUCGGCAGCCGAAAUGCAAACACAACUCAAACUCCACGGUGUGUCUGGGAAAGUCGCAGACGUUGUAUUGCAGUCCAACAAAUGCCGUGGAUUCGUGAAAGAAUUCAUCAAUGGAAUGGACUACUGCGGGUCUCUGAGACUCUUUCGAAACGGCCUCCCAAAGCUCUCUGAGAUCUGGAACGAGCUUCGACAUGUUGACUCAGAUGCUUCGAAUGCACCCUUCACCAAAAACGGAGUUUUCUUCUAUAUCAUAAUAUAUUACAACGAGAAGAAUGGCACCAUCGCGGUGUAUAUCGGUAAAACCGGCAGUCCAUUGGCCCGGUACAGGCAACAUACAAAGGAGCUUUCCGGGAAUGGUAGACUAAUGCACUAUCGUGUUGCUCGUCAGAAGCUCAAAGACGGAGCCACUCACCGUCUCAUCCCUAUCGCUUUUUUACCAGGCCACAUGUCCGAUGUCAAAUUGUUCGAGGGGUGGGCCGAAACAAUUUUGACAGUCUUGUUCAAUUCUUUCAGUCCCAUCAUGUUGAACAGCAAACAGCAAUCAACGUCGAAUGAACUCCCACCCGACGAACUUGCACAAUUGAGUCAAUCUCUCAAGCGAGAUCCUUACCUUCAAACUUGCGGCGCCCCCCUUGGCAGAUUUCUACUGAAUGUGGCCGGUCGAAUCAAGAACUCUGACUCCUCAUUGAAGGGAUUCGUUUCAAAUGAACGGUUCACAGGCCUGAAUUGGUCUGUACCGUUAUCUGAGGGCGUAUUUUAUGAGGCGAACCUCUGGAUUCGAUCUACAAUACACGGUGGUGGAAACAAACCAGCAAUGUGGGAAUUCCGCACCCACCCAAGACGGCUCACGAAGGAGAGGUUUGUUUUCAUCUUCCACGGUCGUACCAAUACUCUGCCCGUUAGGUUCCGCCCUGUCGUCCCAGCGGAACUCACAUCCCUUGUCGCAGGGUCGCUUGUCAACGUGGUGAUCGAAAUCACCAUUAAUCCGAACGAUAAACACCCAUACGCCUACGCCCGAAUGCCGACUGUUGGGCCCUUCGAUUGUUGGAACGAGGCAUCGCGUCUCGCCGUCCGUUUCGAAUUUGAGGAUGAGCAGGGCUGGCAUACACAGUACUUGAAACAAGAGAAAGUGCAACUUUUCUCUGCAAGGAUCAAAUCAAGUUCAAGUGAACUUGGCGAUGAAGUCAACCACAUUGACCUUGGCUGGGUGCACAGUAUCAAGAUGCUUGCGGCUUUGUUGAACUGGGAAUAG
Fusarium poae is the source of this 1668-nucleotide messenger RNA. RefSeq lists its product as uncharacterized. The record is from RefSeq and is a predicted model, not a curated record. The coding region runs from base 1 to 1668 and encodes 555 amino acids. The transcript is spliced from 2 exons. NCBI's taxonomy places the organism in Eukaryota, Fungi, Ascomycota, Sordariomycetes, Hypocreales, Nectriaceae.